AGCCAGCGUGUGUGCAGGAACAGAGGAGACCAAGCCUGCUUCCCGAGAUCGAUGGGAGAAGCGCAUGGGAGCGUGCAGGAGCUGGCGGCGUCGCUGGACGCGCUGCCGCCGGAGUUCGUGCGCCCGGAGCACGAGCAGCCGGCCGCCACCACGUUCCCGGGCGGCGCCGCGCUGGACGUGCCGGUGAUCGACCUGUCGGAGCCCGGGAGCGGCGCGCGCGUUGCGGCCGCGGCGCGGGAGUGGGGGCUGUUCCAGGUGGUGAACCACGGCGUGCCCUCCCCGGUGGUGGCCGAGCUGCAGCGGGUCGGUCGUGAAUUCUUCGCGCUCCCGCGGGAGGAGAAGGAGCGCUACGCCAUGGACCCGGCCUCCGGGAGGAUCGAGGGCUACGGCACCAAGCUGCAGAGGGACCUCGAGGGCAAGAAGACGUGGAACGACUUCUUCUUCCACAUCGUCGCGCCGCCGGCGAAGGUCGACCACGGCGUCUGGCCCCGGAGCCCCCCCGGGUACAGGGAGGCCAACAAGGCGUACUGCCGCCACAUGCAGCGGCUGGCGGGCGAGCUGCUCGGGCACCUCUCGCUGGGGCUCGGCCUCGAGGAGGGCGCCAUGGCGGAGGCGUUCGGCGGCGGCGACCUGGUGUUCCUCCAGAAGAUCAACCUGUACCCGCCGUGCCCGCAGCCGGAGCUCACCCUCGGCGUCGCGCCGCACACAGACAUGAGCACGCUCACCAUCCUCGUGCCCAACGAGGUGCAGGGGCUCCAGGUCUUCAAGGACGGCCACUGGUACGACGCCAAGUACGUUCCCGACGCGCUCAUCAUCCACAUCGGCGACCAGAUCGAGAUCUUCAGCAACGGGGCGUACAAGGCGGUGCUGCACCGUACGACGGUGAGCAAGGAGAAGACGCGGAUGUCGUGGCCGGUGUUCGUGGAGCCGCCGGAGGAGCAGGUCGUCGGGCCGCACCCGCAGCUGGUAACCGGCGAGAGCCCGGCGAAGUACAAGGCGAGGAAGUACAAGGAGUACCAGCACUGCAAGAUCAACAAGCUGCCCCUGUAACUGGCCGGCCACGACAUGCGCGUUGCAGGGUGCACCGCGGUGCACGUUUCUAUGUCGUGUUGAAUAGCUGAUGACGAACGCUCGUGACUUCGUUGUUCUGUCCGUCGUUUCGAUCGUACACAUACCACGCUCAAUUAUUUAUUUAUUUAUUUAUUUUUGCUUUGGAGUGGGCCACCGACUGUGGGCUAGUUAUCAUCUACUACUUUCUUGUUUGUAAGACAUAAUGGCCCGGCCUUGUUUGGCUUAAAUAACUGUAGUAAAUGGGUGUUUCAAAAAAAACCUGCAGUAAAUGGGCCUCUAUUGAGAUUUGAGUUUGGAAGGCAGCAUGGGCUUUUGCAGUGCCGGCCCUAAAGUCACAAGGGGUCCAAGCUCAGAUAUGUAUUAUGUACGUACGAUAUGAUUACUGAUUAGUUGGUCUAUUGAUCGCACUCUAAGAGGCCAAAGGCUAAGUAUUAAAGGUGUUGUAAGUAACUUUGCCAGAUUCUUUGAUGUCAGUGCUUGAGAUUAUGAAAUUUGUUAUGGUUGCAGAUUGCUA
Molecule: messenger RNA, 1585 nt
Organism: Panicum virgatum (switchgrass)
Lineage: Eukaryota; Viridiplantae; Streptophyta; Magnoliopsida; Poales; Poaceae
Product: flavonol synthase 1-like
Exons: 2
Coding region: 52-1050 (332 amino acids)
Source: RefSeq, a predicted model, not a curated record